Molecule: messenger RNA, 2014 nt
Organism: Cebus imitator (Panamanian white-faced capuchin)
Lineage: Eukaryota; Metazoa; Chordata; Mammalia; Primates; Cebidae
Gene: DNAJC5B
Product: DnaJ heat shock protein family (Hsp40) member C5 beta
Exons: 6
Coding region: 228-827 (199 amino acids)
Source: RefSeq, a predicted model, not a curated record
GCCAAGGGGCGUUGGUGCCACCAGGGCUGAGAAGGAGCUCUCCUGCUGUUUACGCUGCUAUCCCGUGGGAACCUCAGAAGGGGGAAGAGGGAUAACCAAUUGGCUGACAGAGUAACAAAUGAAAAGUAACCUGACUCUAUUGACCUGCUUAACCCCGCACGGGGGGAAGGAUGGAAAGGAGCAACUGUUUGCUUUAAAACAGUGGAACAGUUUUGCAGCCUUAGAAAAUGGCAUGUAACAUACCUAACCAAAGACAGCGGACUCUGUCAACAACAGGAGAAGCUCUAUAUGAAAUUCUCGGUCUGCAUAAGGGAGCAUCAAAUGAAGAAAUUAAGAAAACCUACAGAAAAUUGGCCCUGAAACACCAUCCAGACAAGAAUCCAGAUGAUCCAGCUGCUACUGAGAAGUUUAAAGAAAUCAACAACGCCCACGCAAUACUUACCGACGUCUCAAAGAGAAGCAUAUACGACAAGUACGGAUCGCUGGGACUCUACGUAGCCGAGCAGUUUGGAGACGAAAAUGUUAACACCUAUUUCAUGCUGUCGAGCUGGUGGGCAAAGACCCUGUUUGUUAUCAUCGGCCUCUUGACAGGCUGCUAUUUUUGCUGCUGCCUGUGCUGCUGCUGCAACUGCUGCUGUGGACGUUGCCGGCCCAAGUCAUCGGUGCCAGAAGAGGACUUCUUUGUGUCCCCAGAGGAUCUGGAAGAGCAGAUCAAGUGCGACAUGGAAAAAGAUAUGGACUUUCCAGUUUUUCUCCAGCCUACAAACGCAAAUGAGAAAACACAGCUAAUCAAAGAAGGAUCUCGAAGUUAUUGCACAGACUCUUGAUACUGAGCCCACAGAGAGUCCAUAGUCCUUCCUCUCAGUUCAGUCUUGUCUCCAGAUGGUCGUGGGGGAGCAUGUGGGGCAUAAAGUGCUGUGAACUUUUCCAUCUUGGUAUUUUAUUUUUGGGUUAGGAAAACAUGCUUGCUAUAUAAUUUUCUCAGUAUGCAGACUUUCUCUCUGAGUAGAAUUUCUUAUGAAACACAUUCAAUUUGGGUGAAUAAAGGCCUGAAGAGUUAUUUUAUGCUCCUUGCCUGAUGAAGGACAGUGGAAUUAUACAGGCUUUAUGAACCUGCCCUUUAUGUGAGGCAGACCUGAUUCUUAACUGACUAAAGUAAUAUUCCAGAACAGAAGCCACUUUUCUUCAAUUUAACUAUACACAGUAUUCAUAGCUACCACAAACAUCAUCAUUCAAAUAUAUGAGAACUUACAGUUUUUGCGUGUGGAACCUCUUUCUUGUCAAUAUUCGAUAAAGUUAUAGAAAUGUUUAAAGAGGCCGAAAGGAAUGAUUAAAGGUAUGUUUUUGGAACAUUAAAAAUUGGCAUUUACUAAAAAUUGGUAAGUAAAACCAUGAAGAGACAGGUUUUUUGUGUAUUUGUAGAAUGGCUUAAAAACAAAACAAAACUGCAACCCGGUUAAAUGUUGUAAAUUAUCCAGAAAAUCAUCCUGAGCCUGAAUCAGCCCCCAUCAUCAUGUUGAUCACUUUCUAAUAAAAUAAUUUUUGUAUAACUAGGUCAGGUUAGCCAGACUAAGGGGGAACAAAACACAAGAAGGAGUAAAGCUCUAAACUCUAUAGCCUAAAUUUGCACCAAAAUGCAUAUCACGUCAUUUAUGUUAAAAUUAAUUACCUUGACCAGAAAUUGCUCUGCUCUGUGCAUAUUACACAAUUUAAGCCCAGAGGUCAUCUCUGCAUUUGCUUGUUUGAUUCUUACAUUUAUUAAGUAGUAGAAACCAUGUGCUAUUUAUAAACUACUAUGGCAGCAAAAGUGUUUGUUUUUCUAGGUCUUUACUUCUUUAUAUAAUAUUGCAUUUUCAAGAUCUUGUUAUGUUUUUAUAUAAUAUUGUAUAAAAUGCCUUUUUCUUGUUUCUUAUUCCCCCCACCACCAAAUUAUAGUCAAUUGCUGCUAAAUAUAUAUUGUGAAAAUUAGUGGUAUAGCUCUGACAGUUCUGAAGUCAUUAAAAUUCUGCUCUAA